Priapulus caudatus is the source of this 1933-nucleotide messenger RNA. RefSeq names its product ras-related protein Rab-2-like. Gene Ontology annotation, cellular component: Golgi apparatus. Lineage: Eukaryota; Metazoa; Priapulida; Priapulimorpha; Priapulimorphida; Priapulidae. The transcript is spliced from 8 exons. The coding region runs from base 36 to 668 and encodes 210 amino acids. The record is from RefSeq and is a predicted model, not a curated record. Gene Ontology annotation, molecular function: GTP binding; GTPase activity.
AGAUAAAGGAAAUAAUUCUGCCUUAAAAAUGUCAUAUGCUUACCUUUCAAGUAUAUUAUCAUCGAGACACAGGUGUGGGAAAGUCAUGUCUGCUAUUACAAUUCACUGACAAGCGUUUUCAACCAGUACAUGACCUGACAAUUGGUGUGGAAUUUGGAGCUCGAAUGAUCACUAUUGAUGGAAAACAGAUAAAACUUCAGAUAUGGGAUACAGCUGGACAAGAGUCAUUCAGGUCUAUUACCAGGUCAUACUACAGAGGUGCUGCUGGUGCUUUACUUGUCUAUGACAUUACAAGACGAGACACGUUCAAUCAUCUGACUACGUGGCUAGAAGAUGCACGGCAGCAUUCCAACUCCAACAUGGUUAUCAUGCUUAUUGGCAACAAAAGUGAUCUGGAAUCGAGGAGAGAUGUGAAGAAGGAAGAAGGUGAGGCAUUUGCCAGGGAACACGGACUUGUUUUUAUGGAGACAUCUGCAAAGACUGCAGCAAAUGUUGAAGAGGCAUUCAUCGGGACUGCAAAUGAAAUCUUUAGGAAGAUCCAGGAAGGUGUUUUCGAUAUUAACAAUGAGGCAAACGGCAUCAAGAUAGGGCCUCAACAUUCACCCAGCAACCCGAACAUGCCCCAGGGUGGUGGCCUUGCUAAUCCCGGAGGUGGUGGCUGCUGCUAAGACCAAGUACUAUGUGUUGUACAUUUACAUCGGAACAGCCAAAGUUGCUUAUCAGAGUGAAUUGCGUGUACAACUGAAUAGUAUAAGGAGUGUAUCCAAAAAAAAUUAAAACAAUUUGAAAUGCAUGCACGAACAGGGACCUUUAUUAUGAUGUAAAAAUUUCUUUUGGUGCAAGCUGGCUGUGCCCUUAAAUGCAUUCCUCAGUUGCUUUGUGCAAAGGGAGUGGCUGUGUUAGGUGCGUGAAAUAAAUACUGGUACUCCUGAAAUUUUAGUCACACAGUCGUCAAGAAAUGAGCAUAUGGACGUCGUUGUCUUAUAAAUAAUUGUGAGUCAAGUACGGAUUAUCCCCGACUGUGGUACUUUCUGCGUUCCAAAGCUGAACGUGUCACUGCUCAGCUUUCGACAGCCACAAACAAUUUCGUGUAUGCUGGUCUAUUUUGUCUAGUCAGGUCAUGGCGAUAUCUCUGUAUAGAAGGAUGAGCCGAGUUCAAUAUCAUUGUUUUCUUGUGACAUUAUUUAGAAUAAAUUUUCAGUAUUGUGUCAUGUUUCGUUGGUAUCAGAGGAUAGCAUUUCAUUCUUGACACAAGUUUGCCAACAGGUAAAUUCUGCAGAAAUGGAAUACGCUGUAUUCUUACUAGGUAUAUGCUAUUUCAUCUUUUUUUAAUUUCUCACAAAUAUUAUUCAUUUUGCUUAUAAUUCAAGUCAUUUUUAUGCUCGGAAACACGUUUCUGUUUUCAGUUUCAUGUACAUAAUUCAAACUACAUUAAUUAUUCCCUUGAGUUAUUUUUUGGAAAUGCACAUUGAAGUAGAAACCACGGCAAACUUAUGGGGUCUCUGGCUUUGUAACGGGUACCCUUUUCAUGAAAAUUAAAAAAUUAUUAAAAAGGUUACAUAUGCACGCACGAACUGACGCACGUACACAAUUGUGUUGUGCAUUUUAACUUGUGAAUUUAUUGUGCAUGUAACACUGUAAAAUGUUAAUGUUGUAUGAGCACAUGGUAAUUAAUCAUUUGUUAGUGAUAGAUCUGUAAUAUUGAGUGUUCAAUCUGCAUUAGCCGUAGUCCACAUUCAGCACAAUGUCUGUUAUUUCAAUUCUCAGCAACCACGUAGGUAUUCUGUCUUUAUUGUGCUGCACCAACAACAGAGACGUUCUGUCUUUGUUGUGCUGCACCAAUCAUGCGGACGUUCUGCAUGUGUUGUGCUGCACCAACCAUGCGGACGUUCUGCAUGUGUUGUGCUGCACCAACCAUGCGGACGUUCUGCAU